AUGGAAUGUAAAUCAUUAACGGAAAUAAUGCAGGAUGUAUUGUAUACAACGAUUAUGUCAGUUGUGAAUUUUUUAAAUUUAUCAGAUGUACCAAAUUCUCCUAAAUGGAACUCGGUUUUAUUCGGAGGUAUUGUUGGUUCAUUAUUUUCAAUUUUACAAUUUUUAUCAUCAACAUUGGCUGGUUCAGCUUCUGAUCGUUAUGGUCGAAAACCCGUAUUAAUUUUCUCCAUGUUAGGCAUAUCAUUAUCCUAUGCGAUAUGGUGUAUAUCAUUCAAUUUAACUGUUUUUAUGAUUGCAAGAUUUAUUGGUGGAUUAUGUAAAGCUAAUGUAGCCAUUAUACUUGCAAUUGUAUCGGAUGUAACAACAGAAAAUGAACGAAAUCGUGCAAUGGCCUGGAUUGGUGCGGCAUUUUCAUUGGGUUUUAUCUUUGGACCAUUACUUGGUGCCAUAUGCAGUCAAUUAGGGACAACCUUUUGGCCAUUAUCACCCGUUAGUUUCUUUGUAUUACCUGCUGCUGUUUCACUACUAUUAUCAUUGAUUAAUAUUGGUUUUGUCAGUCAUUUUUGUCCAGAAACAUUGCCACAAAACAAGCGGAUUGAUAAAACAAAAAGUAUUUCAGAUAUUUCAAAUGUUAUUCUUCCAUGGAAUUUAUUUAAAUUUUCUUCUCUACAUACAUUGAAAACAUUGGAUGGUAAAUGCAUAGUAUUUUUAUUUUCAAUUUUAUUUAUUUUCUUUACUUUUAUA
Didymodactylos carnosus is the source of this 744-nucleotide messenger RNA. The record is from the annotation of a GenBank genome assembly. NCBI's taxonomy places the organism in Eukaryota, Metazoa, Rotifera, Eurotatoria, Philodinida, Philodinidae.